GAAAAAGAGGUGAGCUGUUCCCCGAAAUGGCGGAGACGGAGGUCGGGGCGUGAAGAGAGUCGAGACCAGACAGCAUGACCAAGUCCGGAAUGGGGAAGCGUCUCUGCGACUACUGCGGCGAGUCCACGGCCCUCCUCUACUGCCGGGCCGACUCGGCCAGCCUCUGCUUCGCCUGCGACCGCGAGGUCCACUCCACCAACCCGCUCUUCGCCAAGCACUCCCGCUCCCUCCUCUGCGACUCCUGCGACGCCGCCCCCGCCUCCCUCUUCUGCGAGGCCGAGCGGCUCCUCCUCUGCCAGAACUGCGACUGGGAUCGGCACAGCUCCGGCGGCGGCGGCGGCGGGGGGGCGGCUCACAAUCGGAGGCCGGUUGAGGGGUUCGCCGGGUGCCCUUCGGUGGGCGAGAUUUUGGGGAUCUUGGGGGUGGAAGAUUUAGGGGUUAAGGGUCCGUCGUUGGGUGGGGAUGACGGGGGUGGUGGGUUUUCGGAUGUUUUGCUUUGGGAGACUCCUGCUUUUGUUAGUCUCGAUGAUUUGAUCGUUCCCAGCGAUGGUGCGUGUGCUCUUCGGGCUGUGGAUGUUCCUCCUCUGCCUAAGAAUAGAAAUGCAACCUGUGGUCUGCACAAGAAAGAAAUGCUACGCCAGCUCCGCUUACUUGCUAAACCAGAAUCUAACUUGAACUUUGAAAGAGGGGAGAUUGAACCAUUGGAUGAUUGUCACUUGUCAGUUUUGAAUCAAGGUCUUCAGCCAGCAAAUUUUCACACUGGAUGUGAAGAUAGAGAUCAAGCUGGAUUUCACAAAAUUGAGGAAACUGACAGUCAGUGGUUUUCUAAUGACGGUGACAACAGAAACCUAGCUUAUGACCCUUCGGCAUUCUUUGGUAGCUACAGAGAGGAAAGUCCGGCAGCUUUAGACAAAUGUCCAAACAUCAGUUUUCUGAGUUCUACCAAGGAAUGUCAUGAAGUACUCUCCGAACAGCCCAUCAAUUCAAAUCCUUUGCCACUGGUUCCAUUAACUAGCCAGGAACGAGAGUCUGCAAUCUCACGCUACAAGGAGAAGAGAAAAACAAGGAGGUAUGAUAAGCACAUCCGAUAUGAAUCACGGAAGGCCAGGGCCGAGAGCAGGAUUAGAAUCAAGGGACGUUUUGCUAAGAUGGGCAGGCCCUGAUAUUACAAGCAACCAAGGUAUGGAUAAUGAUUAAUGAGUGAGUCGCUGUGGAUCAAAUCGGGACAAGAAUUGGAAGAUACGCAUCUUUGGGAUCAAUGAGUGCAUCCCAUGGUGAAUGUUUCUGGUGGUAUGUACUUAUGUACAUGGAAGUAGAUGUUAGUUUUGGGUUUUGAUCUUUGUACGCCCGUAUCUGUAUCAAUUAAAGAGAGAGUUUUCACUUUUGGCAAGAGCAUUCAUGCCUUCCCUGUACUGAAAUUCAGAAUCAAGUAAUGUAGGCCCUGUAUAGCCUGUAAACAUAGUGUUGUACAUAUGUGGAUUCUCUCUUACGUGCAUCUGUCCAGUAGCCCAUGCCUGCUAUUGCAGGUCCUCGUAUCCAA
Rhodamnia argentea is the source of this 1540-nucleotide messenger RNA. RefSeq names its product zinc finger protein CONSTANS-LIKE 13. The coding region runs from base 75 to 1163 and encodes 362 amino acids. The record is from RefSeq and is a predicted model, not a curated record. NCBI's taxonomy places the organism in Eukaryota, Viridiplantae, Streptophyta, Magnoliopsida, Myrtales, Myrtaceae. The transcript has 6 exons. Gene Ontology annotation, molecular function: zinc ion binding; protein binding.